Messenger RNA from Stomoxys calcitrans (stable fly), 610 nucleotides. Its product is annotated as bolA-like protein DDB_G0274169. Lineage: Eukaryota; Metazoa; Arthropoda; Insecta; Diptera; Muscidae. The coding region runs from base 72 to 473 and encodes 133 amino acids. The record is from RefSeq and is a predicted model, not a curated record. Gene Ontology annotation, cellular component: mitochondrion. The transcript has 4 exons.
AGCCAUUUAGGUCUGUACUUGUUAUGUAAAAACACAACAAAACCAGCCAGUGAAAUUUAUAAAUCAAAACAAUGAAUAUCACAACACGUCGUUUGUUGACUGGUAAAUAUUUAUAUCCAACAUUAGUCCACGCAAUGAGUACUGAGGUAGCUGUUGGAGGACCGGUAGAAAAGGCUAUUGUAACAACACUGACGUCCAACUUACAACCGGUACAUUUGCAAGUAGUUAAUGAAUCCUACAUGCACAAUGUGCCCAAAGGAUCAGAGACUCACUUUAAGGUGUUGGUCGUAUCUGACAAAUUUGAAGAAUUGCCUUUGAUUAAGAGGCAUCGGUUGGUUAAUAAUUUACUGAAGGAAAAGUUGUGCGACCUCUUUCCCCAUGCCUUAUCGAUUGAAGCCAAAACUCCAAAACAAUGGACACCUUCCUAUACUAUAGAGCCCAGCCCGAAUUGCCGCGGAGGUUUUGGCAAAUAAAUGAAAGUCAUAAUCAAAUCUUGACCAUUUUCCCCAGGAAAUUAUAUUUUGCAAAUAAACAUACAUACGUAAUAGCUCAAUAUAUAUAGGUAUAUAGUUAAUAAUAAAUAUCUUUUAGUUUUGUUUCGUCUUCUAAA